UUUUACGCCGCGCGUUUGCACAUGACAUAUAUAUCAGAGUUAUAGCAAGAGAGAGAGAGAGAGAGAGACAAAACAAAUUUGCGUAUGCGCGAGUGAAAGAGAGAAAGAGCUCGCGGCGCUACGUGUGCGUUUCGGCCGACUUUCGAGGAAAAAAACGGGGUCGCGAUUACAAGUUCGGUUCGACGCUAGUCGAGAAUGCAGCAUCAGUCGGAGUCGAAGGUUCUAGCAGAGAGUGCGGAACAUCGUCGGUGACCCGCCGCUGCAUUUUUCUGUCCACAGAUACCCAAUUGAUAAAAUCCUUGGUUAUCUGCCCGGCCUCCUCCCCACGUGCUGCUGUGUGUUGCUUAUCAAUUGUGUGCGGCGUUCGAUAACCCGUUGAGGGAGAGGAGAGAGAGAGAAAGAGAGAAAAAGCAACGCCGACUAUUGUGUGCGUGUAAUUCCGAUGCUAAUCGACAAAUUCAGCGAGAGAUUACAGUAAAUAUACGUGUCCGGAGCAUCAAUGCUGAGGGGUCAAAAAAAUGCAGGAGACGUAGUCGAGGCCCUUUCACCUAGUUGGAUGUCCUUAUUUCGACGACUGCUGUGAUGCGUUUUGGUUCUGUUUGAAUUUCGUCGCUGCUUCUUAUUGGUUUUUCUGUGUUGGAAGAGGUAGAAGAGAGGAGCUUAAAUUGACAAGUAUUCGCUGCUGCAAAUGCAUAAAAGCACAAUGAGUACCAUGCAAAAUUCAAAUCUUAUUGCUGCCGCUGUGGGCGCUACCAUUGGGGUCAUCAGUGUGGCCACUGUCUUUAUUUACAAUAGAGUAAUGGAAAGACAGCAACACUCAGCUAUGAACAGUAAUAUAGACAGAGUAAAUCGAAAAGUUGCAGAGCUAAAAGCAGAACUAGAAGAAUUAAGGGCACAGCAAGCAAAUCUACAGAAGAGCAGGAAAAAGCGAUUGGUAAAAAGACAAGUUUACUCAAAUGACAACACUUACACAGGUACAGAAGAUGUAGAUAUAGAUACUUAUUCAACUGCUGGUACUGAUAUAGGAGAUGAAGAAUUCUUUGAUUGUUCAGAUGAUGAACUUGAUAUAGAAAAUGGGACAUCCGAAGGAAUAAUAAGUGAGAAUUCGGAGCUGUUGAGUCUUGACAAGGAUAGUGAAGAUCACACUUUGCAUUCUGUCAUAUAUCACAAACUGAAGACCUUAGUCAAGGAACAUCCAGAUGAUGUAGAGAUUGUAUGGAGGUUUGCUAGAUCAUGCUAUCAUUGUUCUGUUCAGGUUAAUAAUUCUGAAAGACAGAAGGAAUACAUUUUUGAAGGUUGUGACGCCUGUGAACAUUUAUUGCAUAUAAGCCAUGGUAAUUUGUAUAAAUGGUAUGCCAUUCUUGUCGGUGUGAAAAGUAAAUUUUUACCAACAAAGGGCAAAAUCGAAAAUGGUUAUCUCUUCAAGGAAUAUGUAGAGAAAGCCCUUGAGAUAAAUCCACACGAUAGUUUCUUGCAUCAUCUUAUGGGAAGGUUUAAAUUUGAAGUAUCAGAACUUAGUUGGAUAGAAAGAAAAGUUGCAUCAACUUUGUUUGGUGAGGUGCCAAGUGCAACAUACCAGGACGCGAUUCCACACUUCGAGACCGCGGAGAAACUGUCACAAAAACCUCACCAUGAAAAUACGCUUCUGCUAGGUAAAAGCUAUAUAGCCGUAGGUAAAUACCAAGAGGGCGUCUCGUGGCUCAGUCGACUAGAAGAAAUUCCUGUUAACACUGACGAAGAGACCCGGGUUCAAGGUGAAGCGCGGAAGCUCUUAGAGAAAUAUUCUGAAUAUUGUACAUAGUUGUAAUAAUUGACACAUGUCCGUUCAUUCCAUAAGCUGUGAAUACGCAAUUAUUCGUGCUUACAAAGAGCUGGUUUUGAUGGAUAUUAUAUAAAUCAAUGCGAUGGAUUUAAACCAAUUAUGAAACAUAAUUUUUGAGACGGAUAAAGAUAUAUUAUUAGAUAUAAAUAUAUAUGUUUGGAUAAAUUAAAGGUUAUUUCGUCUAUUGUGUCAAAUCAAGAUGAGUUUUAAUGGAAUUCUAUAUACUUACAAUGGCUGUUAACUAGAAGUUUAUAUUUUAUUUCAUGGCAGAACUUAAAAUUUAUAUUUACAACGAAACGAUUUGUUUGGAAAACAGGAGAAGAGGAUCUUAGACAAUAUUUUCGCACGGUAAUAUUAUUAGGGGAGGAAGCUAAAAGUUUGUUGGUGCUGGAGAUUUUACUUCUAUAUAUUUAGCUUGAACGAUUUUCUUAUAGCUACGUACAUUUUUUGACGACAGAAUUUAUAUAAAAAUAGACUAUCGCAUCAAUGGUUAACUAUUUAGCUUGAAAAGGGGGAAUAAUCGUUACAUAUUGUAAAGUCUCGAUCGCAUAGUAUCUUUACAUAAGUCAACCCAUAGAAGCAUGCCAAGAUCAUGCAAGAAUUUCGUCUAAAAGCUUAAAAUCUAUAAGUUUCAUGUUAUAAUGUUUAAGAGCAAUUUUAUAGCGACGAUUUUCGUCGUGCGACUGACAUAUAGGCGUUGAAUUAAAAACACUUUUUUAUUUCUGCAACAUCACACAAGAGUCUAAUUUGUUGAUUGCAUUAUAUACUACAGAACGUAUACGUGUGCAAUUAUCACCAUUAUAUUAAUUACCACCUUUGUCUUCCAAAUAGUAAUCGCCGAUUAUUUCUCGAAAAAAUAUACUUACGAUGUUUAAUAAAUGUUUGUUGAAAUACGCAUAUCCUGUGCAUCUAUAUAACGAGCAAUCGACGUACAUUUUCAAAUAAUUCACAUCGUUUGCAGAUCUACAUAUACAGAGCAUACUUAUUCAAAUUUUGUUAUUACUACGCCUUGAAAGAGUUUUCUAAUAAAAACAUAAUUACGAAUGUAAA
This is a messenger RNA of Nasonia vitripennis (jewel wasp), 2872 nucleotides long. RefSeq names its product regulator of microtubule dynamics protein 1. Lineage: Eukaryota; Metazoa; Arthropoda; Insecta; Hymenoptera; Pteromalidae. The transcript is spliced from 7 exons. Gene Ontology annotation, molecular function: microtubule binding. Gene Ontology annotation, cellular component: mitotic spindle pole; cytoplasm; spindle microtubule. The record is from RefSeq and is a predicted model, not a curated record. Bases 689 to 1801 code for a protein of 370 amino acids.